Haliotis rubra (blacklip abalone) is the source of this 1137-nucleotide messenger RNA. RefSeq lists its product as uncharacterized. Gene Ontology annotation, molecular function: calcium ion binding. NCBI's taxonomy places the organism in Eukaryota, Metazoa, Mollusca, Gastropoda, Lepetellida, Haliotidae. The record is from RefSeq and is a predicted model, not a curated record. The transcript is spliced from 9 exons. Gene Ontology annotation, cellular component: membrane. Bases 1 to 1083 code for a protein of 360 amino acids.
AUGGAGGGGAAAUUGUUAGUUUUGUUGACCUUGGCUCUCUCCGUCGUGAAGCUUUAUGGAAGUUUUUUAGAGGUAAACUACCCAAAUGUAAACGUCACGGCCGAGCCAAAUGGAAGCGUUGUCGUUCAGGGAGGUGUUGGAGGCGAUAUAUUGCUGUACCCCGGAAAAAUUGGAUCUCUAUACAUCAACGGCUACGACAUUGAAGGCCUAAUCGCUAUGGUGAACAGCCUCCCACCUGUCUGGACCAAACAAACUGUACAUGACUCUCUCGGCACGUUUGAUGCAGGGAAGAACCUGUCCGUCACCAUCAACGCCAAGGACCCCGAGGGGGGAGCGUUACAGUUCUCCUUGAUAUCUGGUCGAUUCCCACCUGGCAUCAGCCUCAACAACAAAACCGGCGUCAUCAGCGGCAUGGCGCCCAACUACGACGCCACCUACAGCUUCGGUAUCCGUAUCACCGACAAAGACGGCAAGUACGCCGACGGAACCUUCUCCAUUGACAUCAGAGAGCGAGAGCUGUGUUCCUCAAGGCCUUGUCUCCACGGGGGGACGUGUGUGGACGUCCCGGGGGGCUUCCGCUGCGACUGCAUGCCCCUUUAUGGGGGUAGGGCCUGCGAUGUCUUAUGUUCUUUGAACCCCCUCGGUGUUGGGAUGAAGAACAAAGUGGUCCCUGACGCCCAGAUCACGGCACAUUACAGCUUCAACGGCUCCCAGGCCUCUGACGGACGACUGGACGCACCUGUUGGUGUGGGAUGGGUGGGGCAGGGACUGGGGUCCUGGCUGCAGGUUGAUCUGAACACAGAGAUGAAAUUGAACCGGCUCGCUGUUCAGGGCGUCAGCACGAACUUCUACACAAGCGAGUUCACGGUCCAGUACAGCACCGACGGCAACGUCUUCACCGACGUUCUUGACGCUGCCACUAAGAAGACUGAGAUAUUUCACGGCAGUGCGUCCUAUUUGAUUCCUCAGCUGAAGCCGUUCGACCCCCCAAUCCGGGCGCGGUUUGUCCGCUUCCUCCCCCUCACGUGGCACAAGGGGGCGGGGACACACCCGGGCUUGCGCGUGGAGCUGUAUGGAUGUUAACGGUCACAAUAUAAGUUAUAACUUCACAACAUUCACAAUAAAAUUUGAAACCUU